Messenger RNA from Orbicella faveolata, 4193 nucleotides. RefSeq lists its product as uncharacterized. Lineage: Eukaryota; Metazoa; Cnidaria; Anthozoa; Scleractinia; Merulinidae. The record is from RefSeq and is a predicted model, not a curated record.
CGGGCAAAGAGCGAAACGAUCAAAAUAUGGCGGAACUGUAUCGAGCCGAGAGGAACUGGGGUAAAUAGGCUUCGUGUAGGAGAACAGUUUCCUUCCUUAACAACAGGCGGCAACCAAGGGUUCGAACGUCACUACCGGCUUCACGUUACAUGGUAUGAGUCAUUAUGAGCUUCGCAUUACAUGGUAUAGCCAUGACAACCAUCUUAUUUCGAGAUAGAAUUACAUGACAUGAUGAUAUCACAUUACUUAUUUCGACCUAUUUCGACCGAUUUCGACCUGUUUCAUGUCUUUUCGACACAUGAUGAGUCGUAAUAUGUCGUAAUAUGAGUCGUAAUUUUGUCGUAAUAUGUCGAAAAGUAAUUUUGCUACAGAUGGCGCGUCAUACAGAUGGCGCGUCAUACGUCAUAGCCUUUUGAUUAUUUCCGUUCAAUUGGUUUGUGUGACAGCAUCAUGAUCAGUUUGCAAAUUUGAAAAUGCAGUGUCACCCAAGUCCAAUACCAGAAAAUAGUCUAAAGGCGGAAAUCAUUUCACAGAACGUUUGAAUCAAACAUUACCGUUUUAUUUCCAACCUUCACAAACUAAAACGUGCACAAGUCUUGACGUACAACUCUACGAGAACAUCAGAGAGAAUUCAAAGAGCUUCCGCUUUCAACAUCGAAUCCAUGAUGGACGUUUACGUGGACUACAGCUGCGAAGACAACAACGAAACUGGCAGAGCCAAGCUUACUGUCUGUGCCUUCGAUACAACAAGCAUCAGAGAUGUAAAGUACGCUAUUCAGGCCGCCGUUCAAGCACCAGUUUGUGAUCAACAACUGUUUUAUCAGGGACAACCGGUAACAGACGAUGACAUGACCCUCAGCAGAUUGUAUUUCAGGGUGGGUGACUGUUUUAAAGUGCAAUUUCUUGCUGCAGUGGACAUUACACGAAUGAGUGAGCUAGUGAUUGUGUUAAAGGACUUCGCUCGAGAAAUUGUCGAAAAGCUCAACAGACAGCUUCCUGUCAUAAACACAGAAGAGGAGCCCGACAGCCUGAGGAGACAUCAUGACUUCCUUUCUGUCCGGCAUAAAGCUGCAUGUCUUGCAAUAGAGGAGCUUCAGGAUUCCUUUCUCUACCCAUGGAAAUGUUUAAGAACCGUUGCUCAAAGACACUUUUUCGUUCAAGAGAGAGGAUUUGAGGCUUUUUUGGAGGUGUUCAAAUUUUCACGCCAAAUGUACCAGAACUUCAACGUAAAGGAAAAUUCAGUGGAAACAACCAGGACUCCAGAUCAAUACAAACACCUCAUUAAUCAGUGGCAACUCUAUCUUCAGUCGUGCUGUCUCUCCUUUAUCUGGGGCUUUGGUGAAACACCUCAGAAUCGGAAAUUUCUUUUGCCAAAGGGUGUAUUUCCCCUGGCAGUUGAUGCCCUCCUGCUGAAGCCACCCCUCCUUGAAGACUCUGACAUACAUAGCAGGAUUGUCGAUAUAAAUGAAGCAGCCCUAGGACCCAUUGGAGAAUUGGUGGAGUACGAUCCCAACCUCCAGGAGGAGGUUUCCAAAAUGUCUCCACUGAUUGACAAGUUACUCUUUAUGAUAGACAGGUGUCAAUCGGAGCCUGCAGGAUAUUCAUUGUAUUCAAGCCAGGUGGCUUCUGACAUUUUGUUUUAUUGCACAUGCAAUAUCAAAUCUGCCCAGCCAUUGGUUGAUUGUGGAGCACUGGAAAAAAUUCUUAAUAUCACCCAGAAGCUUCUGAUUGAUAAGGACAGAGAUGCACCUCUUAGGUACUACUGUUGUCUGUUCCUGGCUAGACUGCGUUCAGCUUCCCUGGUCAGGCUGGACAGAGACACGUGUGCUGCUGUUGAAGAACUUAUUGAUGUGUUCCUAGAACAGCAUGUUCCCAACGAGAUUUCAAAAUGGGAGGAAGACACGUCGCACGUUCGGAUAACAAUGACGCCUCUGGUUCAUCUCGCCUUUGCUGCAGGAAAGAAAUACUACUGUAGCCAAAUUAAAGUCUUAGAGUGUGAUACGCCACAAAGUGAAUACGCAUAUGUUCUCAAGAGCAAACAAUCAAAUGCUGCCAAAACUGAGUUCAAUAAAGCUGAAGCUGAAACUUCACGUUCUCAAAACAGAGGAGGAAAAAGGAAAGUAGUUUUUCUUGAAAACAAACAAUCAGAAGCUUUCGUAACUGAUUUGGAUGACGCUGACAAGGAUGAUGUGAAGGAAUUUCAGAGUAGUUUAUACCCUUUAUCACAUUCUGACAACAGGGUAGAAAAUCAUGAAACAGUUUGCAAACGUAGGAAGAUUGAAGGACAUACCCUGUUCGCAACAUCUGAUAAUCCGGAAAUUGUAACUUCAGUGUCUGAGGACAGAAACUGUUUGACAAGAAACAGGAAAAACCAAUUCACAUGGCCAGGCUCUCCAUCAACACAAAAACUUGGAAUCUUUUCUCUGAUGCACAUGUUUUCAUUCAAAGAGAACCAGCAGUUAGCGCUCGUAGAGAAUCUCCUUCCAUACUUGGUGUGUCUAUCGUGGCAUCUAAAGCGUGAUGAGAGGGAAAAAUUAAGAACAAGUCUGGCAAAUUUUCACGAUGGUUUCUCGCCUCCAUCUUUGAAAGUCAUUGCCAAAUCCAUGCUUGCUCUUGUUAAUGGUUUAGACAUGGUUUACAAACUAUAAACAGCCCAACAGACAGUGGAAACGAUAAUCACAGUAUAACUGAUCCAUGGCAUAGGUCACACUGAAAACGAUACACAACAUAUCGUUGAUUUACGCUUUAGGACUUUUUCUUCUGUACUUUAGAAAAUAGCCCAACAAAAAUACGCGUGCUGAUUGGUUUGAAAUCGGGUUUCUAUGAAACACUUAGAUCAUGAGCUCGAGAUUUCUAUCGCUCGUUCAAAACGUUAUCUUAAUCCUCUUCACAGACACCGCGAAAACGCAAAGAAGCGGCGGUCAUUUUGAUAAUAUGCGCACACUGCUACGCUACGCACUAUCUACCACAGAAUAGAUAUGAGCAGCGUGGCCAAUCAGAGAGCAGCAUUCGUGGUAGAACGCUAGUAGAUUUAUACUAAAACUCGAUAGAAACACGAUACCUGUUUUCUAAUUCUUAAUUGAACGCUCUUCGUCUACUACGCGGCUUGCAAACACAGGUUGGAUAGUUGUCUGUGCUUCAAGGUUGAAGUAAGUUGACUGUUGACCAUAUUUGUUUACUCCUAAUCCUUGAUGGAAGACAAAAGCACUCGAACAACGGCUCUAGUUUCGGAGUCGGUACCGUUUGAUGAUCGGAAUUAGUCACCAGAAAUUCUCCCUCGUACGACGAAAGUUUUCCUGUUUCUUUCUCCUGAGAAGCAUCCGCCAAUCCAUUCGGUGUCAAAAAACUCAUUUGACACGUUUGACAGUGACGUCAGUGCUUUGUCAUCUCUAACACUACUAAAGCACACAUAUCUCUGUUAAAUACUCGUUUCAUAUUCCAUAAUAAAAAUAUUCAAAUAGCAACACAUAGCUACACAGGGGAAAGUACUUCCCGCUCCCGGAACCAAUCAGAUCGUAGGGUUUGUUGAAUUCUACCCGCUCAAGCACUGAGAAAAAAUUAAAAUAGAUAGACGUCUUCUUGUUAUACCUACUUUCUGUCUAGUGUUAAGAAAAUCCUUUUUGGGACGAAAAUAGUGAAAAACCGUUCCCGUUUUGACACCAAAACAGCUCAAACUCAUUCUGUUUGAGUCCUCGACAACUAGAGCCGCAUAUGCCAAACUAGCCUCCUCCCCUCCCCCCCACCACUCCGCACAACCCUACACCUUAGCACGACUUCAUCUAUUAUCUAUCAUUUUGUAAUUGUCGUAAAGUAUUUCCACAAUGAUAACGUAGCUAGAGGGAUUUAUAGCGGGGUUAAGUUGGGAAAGAAAUUCCCAAUUCACUCCUCUUGUCGCACGAAACCUGUCCAUUUCAAAUAUCUUGAGUUGGCUAAAGAACCUUUUGAUUAUUUCCGCUUAAUUGGUUUGUGUGACAGCAGCGUGACGCAUUCAUGUCCAAUACACCCAACUAGAGUCGAUUCGUCUGAGGCACUUGACGAUUCGACUCGAUUCGCACGGAGUAGAUCCGCAUCACCGGAAGUUAACACCCGUGAAAUAAUGGUACAUAAACGUUUCUCGUUCUUAAAACGUGACUACAAACUUGAGUCGAUUCGUGUGAGGUACUUAACCAUUCGACUCGAUUCGCACGGAGUCG